This is a messenger RNA of Fusarium venenatum, 219 nucleotides long. Lineage: Eukaryota; Fungi; Ascomycota; Sordariomycetes; Hypocreales; Nectriaceae. The record is from RefSeq and is a predicted model, not a curated record.
AUGCAUGUAGACGGUGACGGUGACGCAGGCACUCCAUUACUUGUGGCUGCGCGACGAGGACACCUAGAUGUUUGCAACCUUCUGAUCCAACAUAGAGCUAGAGUGGAAGGAAAUGGUGAAGAUAGUCCAUUAACCAGAGCUUCUUCCGAGGGCUAUGAGGACAUUUGUCGACUACUACUAGACAAAGGUGCUACAGAAAGGAGUGUUUCUCAAUACUAA